UACUACGCCUGUUGCUUCCCAGACGAUUCGGGACUUUUUGCAGGCCAACAAUUACAAGUUGAUGCAUAAGCGUGACACCUUGCCUUUGACCCCUCCAGGAAGAACGCUUCCCUUGCCCUUGCAAAGAGACAGCGUACUUGGACUGUUGAGGACUGGAACAGAGUGGUAUUAUCUGAUGAAACAAAAAUCAAUCGUUUGGGAUCAGAUGAUGACACCAGUAUGCUCCUCUUAUCAUUCGAGACAGAAAAAACACAGUGAAAUGCCAGCAAUACCUCCUGGCAAAAGGCACUUUGACACAGGCGAAUACGUUUUUGCGAAAUUCACGGGAUAUUCGUCGCAUGACGACUUGAAACACCACUUUGCCUGUCCGUCUUGCCUUGAGCAUUUUGGUGCAAAGCACACGACUACAUUCAGCAUGUUGAGGCAACCCAUUUGCCUUCGGAAGCAACAUGACUCUUUCCGAUCAAGAUCAGAACCGGUCACCCUCCGAGGAGACCCAUCUUCCCCCUUAGGCUCAAUAGCUUCACAACAUGCUACUCCCUCAGCACACGAACAAAGCCACGAUCCCCGGCUUCGGAAGCAACGGAAGCUCAUGAAACAACUGACACCAAUCCAGCAACAUGAGCGGCAGAUUAACUCCGACUCUGUCAGGAAACGAUCGCUGCCAUCAACCGUGGGUGUGUCGACAAGCAAAUGCAUAGUUACGUUUUCGUCCACGAACUAUCUUCAUGCGCCUAACACUCCCAAGUGUCAUGAGCACAUGGUCAACGCACUUGAACCAAUUGUACGCAAGUUGGUUGAAGCAUUCGUCAAGAACUCGGCUAUUGUCGAUGCUGUACGAUCAGCGAAGCGGCCCACGCUCAUCCAUCAGUCGCAAAUCGAUUUCUUCAGUGUCCAGUCCUGAGCGGAUGGAAAGUGUGGAUUUCGGGCGAUCGAAAAUGUUUUAAAAUCAGAUAAUUCAAACAUAUCUGAAGAUGAUGGAAAUUAUAGAAAAUGAAAAAAAUGAUGAAAAAUUUAAUUAUUGGUAUAAAAUCUAUUCUUUGCG
This is a messenger RNA of Radiomyces spectabilis, 1045 nucleotides long. RefSeq lists its product as uncharacterized. The transcript has 2 exons. Bases 62 to 904 code for a protein of 280 amino acids. The record is from RefSeq and is a predicted model, not a curated record. NCBI's taxonomy places the organism in Eukaryota, Fungi, Mucoromycota, Mucoromycetes, Mucorales, Radiomycetaceae.